Molecule: messenger RNA, 3313 nt
Organism: Cucumis sativus (cucumber)
Lineage: Eukaryota; Viridiplantae; Streptophyta; Magnoliopsida; Cucurbitales; Cucurbitaceae
Product: receptor-like protein EIX2
Exons: 2
Coding region: 87-2939 (950 amino acids)
Molecular function (GO): protein binding
Source: RefSeq, a predicted model, not a curated record
GAGUAAUUGAUUCAUUAUAAAUUGAACUCAACUCCUAACCAAAUUGAUUCAUCACUCAGUAUCCAUCGAAUUCCAUUCUUCCCAAAAUGAGGAAACUUUCAGAAAAAAGUUCAGUUGUAUUAUUUUGUGUGUUAUGCAUGAUGCUGCUUCUCCCAUUUUGUUUCUCCAUAACUGCAGCAGCUUGCAUCCAAAAGGAGGGUGAAGCUCUUCUUCAAUUCAAGAAUAGUUUCUAUAAAGAUCCUUCUUAUCCUUUGGCUUCGUGGAAUAAUGGAACUGAUUGCUGUAGUUGGAAAGGAGUGGGUUGCAAUCAAAUUACUGGACAUGUUACUAUCAUUAAUCUUCGACACGAUUAUGAGGUUAACUUCUACUCAUCACGUUUAUAUAGCAAUAAUUCCAUUGAUUCUAGUUUGCUUGAGUUGAAAUACUUAAAUUACUUGGAUUUAAGUGGGAACUACUUCAACAAUAUUCAAAUCCCAAACUUUUUAGGUUCAAUGGUUGAAUUAACAUAUCUUAAUCUUUCUCAAGCAUCCUUUUCCGGAAAAGUUCCCCCUCAAUUGGGAAAUCUAACUAAAUUGAAUGCUCUUGAUUUAUCAUAUAAUUGGGUGGAAGCCAAUGGUGAUGUUGAAUGGAUAUCUCACCUUUCAUCCUUACAGUUCCUUGGCUUGACUUACGUGGACUUCUCAAAAUCUUUGAAUUUGAUGCAAGUACUAAGUUCUCUUCCUAUGUUGUCAUCUUUAAGAUUGAGUAAUUGUAGCCUUCAAAACAUCCAUUUCUCUCUGAGUUUCUUAAAUUAUUCUACAUUUCUCAGCAGAGUUCAACUGUUAGACUUAUCUGACAAUCAGUUAAGUGGUCCAAUUCCUAAGGCUUUUCAAAAUAUGUCUUCCUUGAAUUUAUUAAACCUUUCUGGAAAUAAGUUUACUGCUAUUGAAGGUGGACUCUACAAUUCCUUCAUCGGAAACAAUUGUGGUCUAAAAGAAAUUGAUUUUUCAGCGAACUUUGAUCUUGACGUAGAUUUGUUUGGAACUUAUGAGAAUGAAUCUAUGGAUUGCAUCAAUGGAUAUGAUCUUCAAGUGCUUAAGUUAAGAGGUAUACCUAUGAAAACCAGAAUCCCAAUAGAUUGGUUGGGAAAGUUCAAAAACUUGAAGUGCAUUGAUCUUUCAUACUGUAAGAUUCAUGGUUCAAUUCCAGCUUCACUUGGAAAUUUAUCCAACAUUGAAUAUUUAGAUCUUUCAAACAAUGUUUUAACUGGAGAAAUUCCAGCCUCGUUGGGAAGCUUAUUAUUGAAUUUGAAGGUAUUAGAUCUAUCAAGCAACUCACUCAAAGGUGUUCUUAUAGAAGCUCAUUUUGUGAAUCUUUCAAAGUUGCAUACUUUAUACUUGAGCUACAAUGAGCUUAUUUCAUUGGACAUGAAACCUAAUUGGAUUCCUCCAUUUCAAUUAAAAAAACUCGAUAUAGGCUCAUGUAUUGGUAGUUAUGAAAGUGAGUUCCCUCCAUGGCUUCAGACCCAAAAAGCACUUGAUGAAUUGUGGUUAUCUAACACAAGUCUUUCAAUUAGUUGUUUACCAACAUGGUUCACACCACAAGUCCUCACCACUUUGGAUCUUUCCUACAACCAAAUAGUUGGACCGGUUUUUAUCAGUAUUGCCAAUCAAGUGCCCAAUUUAGAAGCCUUGUAUCUCAAUAAUAACCUUAUAAAUGAUUCUUUACAACCCACAAUUUGCAAAUUGAAGAGUUUGAGCAUUUUGGAUCUUUCUAACAAUAGGCUAUUUGGGAUUGUUCAAGGUUGUUUGUUGACUCCGAAUUUGAAUAUUUUGGAUUUGUCGUCCAACAACUUCUCAGGCACGUUUCCAUAUUCACAUGGAAAUCUUCCUUGGAUUAAUGAACUAUUCUUAAGAAACAAUAAUUUUGAAGGAUCUAUGCCAAUUGUAUUGAAGAGUGCCAAAUAUUUGAAAAUUUUAGAACUGGAAGGUAACAAAUUCUCAGGAAACAUACCUUCAUGGGUAGGGGACAAUCUUCAAAGUUUGCAAGUUCUAAGACUACGAAGUAAUUUGUUCAAUGGUACUAUUCCUGCAAGUCUAUGCAAUCUUCCCGAUUUGCAAAUUUUGGAUCUUGCACAUAACCAAUUGGAUGGAAGUAUCCCACCAAAUCUCAACAAUCUCAAAGGAAUGAUAACAAGAAAAAGCAUGCAAGGAUACACUCGAGUUUGUUGGCGUAGGUUAUGCUUGGAUAAUGAAAAAGAUGUGGUACAAUCUAUCAAAUCAAGCUUCUUCAAUUACACCAGGUUACAACUAUGGUUGUUGGUGAAUAUAGAUCUAUCCAAUAACUCUUUGACGGGUUUCAUUUCAAGUGAGAUAACAAUGCUUAAAGGGUUGAUUGGAUUGAAUUUGUCUCACAACAAUUUAAUGGGGGCAAUUCCUACUACGAUUGGAGAAAUGGAGUCAUUAGAAUCACUCGACCUAUCUUUCAAUCAAUUUUCUGGACCAAUUCCUCAUACCUUAUCAAAUUUAAAUUCGUUAGGAAAAUUGAUAUUGUCCCACAAUAAUCUCUCUGGUCACGUUCCUCGAGAAGGUCAUCUCUCAACAUUUAACGAGGUUUCAAGUUUUGAAGGCAAUCCAUAUCUAUGUGGAGACCCGCUUCCAAUCCAAUGCGCGAGUUUGAAUCCAUUUAAGCCGAUAUUAGAAAAGAUUGACGAUCAAAAUGAAGAUGAGAACUACGAAAAGUGGAUGCUUUACGUUAUGAUAAUUCUUGGAUUUGUAGUUGGAUUUUGGACAGUUAUAGGAAGUUUAAUACUGAAGACAAGGUGGAGACAUGCUUAUUUCAAGUUCGUGGAUGAGGCUGUACUUACAAUGUUCAUCCAACAAUUUGAAAAGCUUAAAGGAAUCGGCAUUUUCAAAUGGUUUAGGUAUAAUGCUACACAAAAAUAUGAACAAGAACAUUAAUCUCCUUUGAUAAGUUUGGAACUAUGCUAAAGCUUCUUAUAAUUAAUGUAUCCACAUAUAAUGAUCAAUGCGAUGAUAUAUUCUACUAUGGGAUAUCCUGAUCGAGAUUUAGGCUGCUCUCUCACCUUGAAGUUAUCCGAAUUCCAAAGAGAUCAUAACUCCAGAUUUGUCUCAUGAAAUAAAAUGUCACCAUUAAUACUGAUAAACACCCAUAGAUAGACGUUGAGUCCAUAUUUAAUUUGUUGGUUGUAUUGUAGUUGAGUGGGUCCUAUGUUGAGUAGAAGUUGAAUAUUUAUUUUGGACUUCUUCAAGGACCAAAUAACAAUAUUAUAUACUUUUAUCACGAGUAAGUCAAUAACAUUUUUAAUUCCAAA